This is a messenger RNA of Hevea brasiliensis (rubber tree), 2533 nucleotides long. RefSeq names its product ATP-dependent zinc metalloprotease FTSH 2, chloroplastic. Gene Ontology annotation, molecular function: metalloendopeptidase activity; ATP hydrolysis activity; ATP-dependent peptidase activity. The transcript is spliced from 5 exons. Gene Ontology annotation, cellular component: membrane; chloroplast thylakoid. NCBI's taxonomy places the organism in Eukaryota, Viridiplantae, Streptophyta, Magnoliopsida, Malpighiales, Euphorbiaceae. The coding region runs from base 347 to 2458 and encodes 703 amino acids. The record is from RefSeq and is a predicted model, not a curated record. Gene Ontology annotation, biological process: proteolysis.
CACAAAGAGACAAAGACAAGAAGGGGGAAAUUGCAAGCAAAACGAGACGACUCAGCCGCCACAAAAGCGCCACGUAUACGAUUCCGAUCCACAUUCACUUUCUUCAACGACACGAUAACUUCGCUUCUGCUACUGUCCAUCAGAUCUUCUACGACUCUACUGGUCUCUCUCAUGCCAGUCACUCUAGGUACGCUGCUCUGAUGAGAGCUUAAUGUUUGAAAUCCUUUGUUCUUCCAAUUCAGACGGUUGGUCUAUCGGUUUUUUCGUUUAUUGAGUUAUUUUUUUCUUGAAUCUUACAUAUGUCCAGUUAUGCAACUCUUGAAUUUGAAUCCAACUUUGCAGGAAGAUGGCAGCAUCAUCAGCUUGCAUUGUAGGGAAUAAUGGUUUAUCAACCCAUGAUGACCCAAAAAAGUUGAGCAAAGAAGUCUAUGGCAGGCAUCUUAUCUUUCCUUCAAGAUUUCAGUUAUUAGGUAAGACAUCAAAAGCAGUUCUCAUAAAAGCAUCUUUAGGCCAGAAGCAUGAGGAAGGAAGAGGAAUUCUAAAGCGUGAAGGAAGAAGAGGUUUUUUAAAGCAGUUGCUUGGGAAUGUGGGACUUGUUGCACCCACUUUACUGGGAAAUGGGAAGGCAUAUGCUGAUGACCAAGGGGUUUCUUCCUCCAGGAUGUCUUACUCCAGAUUUUUGGAGUACUUGGAUAAGGACAGAGUCAGAAAGGUUGAUUUGUUUGAGAAUGGAACCAUUGCUAUUGUGGAGGCUGUUUCUCCUGAAUUAGGAAACCGGGUGCAGAGAGUCCGUGUACAACUGCCAGGACUCAACCAAGAACUUCUUCAGAAGUUCAGAGAGAAGAACAUUGACUUUGCAGCGCAUAAUGCUCAAGAAGACUCGGGUUCCCUGUUAUUUAAUUUGAUUGGUAAUCUUGCCUUCCCAUUAAUCUUAAUUGGGGGUCUGUUCCUUCUCUCUCGACGUUCAUCUGGAGGCAUGGGUGGUCCUGGGGGGCCUGGUUUCCCCCUGGGUUUUGGUCAAUCAAAGGCAAAGUUCCAAAUGGAACCAAACACUGGUGUGACAUUUGAUGAUGUUGCCGGAGUUGAUGAAGCAAAGCAGGAUUUCAUGGAGGUUGUUGAGUUUCUCAAGAAGCCAGAGAGAUUCACUGCAGUUGGGGCUCGCAUUCCAAAAGGUGUUCUUCUUGUUGGUCCUCCAGGAACUGGAAAGACUCUUCUAGCCAAGGCCAUUGCUGGUGAAGCUGGUGUUCCAUUUUUCUCCAUAUCUGGUUCUGAAUUUGUUGAGAUGUUUGUUGGUGUUGGUGCCUCUAGAGUCCGUGAUCUUUUCAAGAAGGCCAAAGAUAAUGCUCCUUGCAUUGUAUUUGUGGAUGAAAUUGAUGCUGUUGGAAGGCAAAGAGGUACUGGCAUUGGUGGAGGAAAUGAUGAAAGAGAACAGACCCUUAACCAGCUUUUGACAGAAAUGGAUGGUUUUGAGGGUAACACUGGUAUCAUUGUCAUUGCAGCAACUAAUAGGGCAGACAUUCUAGAUUCUGCCUUGUUGAGGCCAGGAAGGUUUGACAGACAGGUGACUGUUGAUGUUCCAGAUAUACGGGGAAGAACAGAGAUAUUAAAAGUUCAUGGUAGCAACAAGAAAUUUGAUGCAGAUGUCUCUCUUGAUGUGAUAGCAAUGAGAACACCUGGUUUCAGUGGGGCUGAUCUUGCAAACCUUUUAAAUGAGGCAGCUAUAUUGGCUGGUCGACGUGGAAAGACUGCAAUAUCAUCCAAAGAGAUUGAUGACUCAAUUGAUCGGAUUGUUGCUGGAAUGGAAGGAACAGUUAUGACAGAUGGGAAGAGUAAAAGCCUUGUUGCAUAUCAUGAAGUUGGCCAUGCUAUUUGUGGAACAAUGACUCCUGGGCAUGAUCCAGUUCAGAAAGUCACACUAAUUCCACGUGGUCAGGCACGAGGUCUUACCUGGUUUAUUCCUGCAGAUGAUCCUACCCUGAUCUCCAAGCAGCAACUUUUUGCAAGAAUAGUUGGUGGACUCGGUGGCAGAGCUGCAGAGGAAGUGAUCUUUGGUGAGCCUGAGGUGACUACUGGAGCAACUGGUGAUUUGCAGCAGAUCACUGGUUUGGCAAAGCAGAUGGUGACUACAUUUGGAAUGUCUGAAAUUGGUCCAUGGUCACUCAUGGACUCCUCAGCUCAAAGUGCUGAUGUCAUUAUGAGAAUGAUGGCAAGGAAUUCAAUGUCAGAAAAGCUCGCAGAAGAUAUUGAUGCUGCUGUCAAGAGGAUAUCGGAUAGCGCGUAUGGUAUUGCAUUGGGCCACAUAAGGAACAACCGUGAAGCUAUUGACAAGAUUGUGGAAAUCCUACUUGAGAAAGAAACGAUGACCGGUGAUGAGUUCCGAGCAAUCCUCUCAAAAUAUGUUGAGAUUCCUGCAGAAAAUAGGGUGCCUCCUUCAGUACCUUCCCCGGUGACAGUGUAAUUAGUAUAUAUCACAGCAUACUUAUUGACGUUUCGAUCAUACAUCUUCAAGGUUAAAUCUAUAAUUAAUUGGUAA